GCGGGCCGGAGCAGGUCCGGAGGGCGCGGGUGGCGGGCGCAUGGCCACCUUCCGCGGCCCUGCUGGUGGGGCGUGGAGAGGACGGCUCGGCCUGGGCGACCUUGGACACAGGCAACAGGUCCCCGGCGUCUGCGCAGCGCGACAAUUGAGGAGCAGCAGCCACAGAAGGAGUGAAGCCCUCGCGGGGGCCCCUCUGGAUAAUGCUCCCAAGGAAUACCCUCCCAAGAUCCAGCAACUGGUCCAAGACAUCGCCAGCCUCACGCUCCUGGAGAUCUCAGACCUCAAUGAGCUCCUGAAGAAAACGUUGAAGAUCCAGGAUGUUGGCCUCAUGCCAAUGGGUGGCAUGACGCCUGGUGCCGUCCCUGCCGCAGCAGCAGCAGCCCCUGAGGUGGCUGAGGCAGAAGACACCCCCAAACAGAAAGAACGAACACACUUUACCGUCCGCCUGACAGAAGCAAAGCCCGUGGACAAAGUGAAACUCAUCAAGGAGAUCAAGAAUUAUGUCCAGGGCAUAAACCUUGUGCAGGCCAAGAAGCUAGUGGAGUCCCUGCCCCAGGAAAUCAAAGCAAACGUGGCCAAAGCCGAGGCUGAGAAGAUCAAGGCAGCCUUGGAAGCCGUGGGAGGCACAGUAGUUCUGGAGUGACAUCCCCGUUCUGAGGACUUUUGGACUGGGGUCCCUGGGACCUGGGCAAGGCCUGCUCACCCCUGCUUCACUCCCAGGUGGGGUGUUGGGAGCAACAGCUACUGACACUGGAGACCGAGUUCUGGGAGAGAGACAGGACGGACCUACUGUGAUGGGGAGGGCCGCCACAGCUGUGCAGAGCUCUCCAGAUUGCCUUGAGAACUUACAGAGUGAACACGCCCCUGUGGCUACUGAGAAAAUACACUGUUGAGGCUG
Molecule: messenger RNA, 898 nt
Organism: Chionomys nivalis (European snow vole)
Lineage: Eukaryota; Metazoa; Chordata; Mammalia; Rodentia; Cricetidae
Gene: Mrpl12
Product: mitochondrial ribosomal protein L12
Exons: 5
Coding region: 41-643 (200 amino acids)
Biological process (GO): mitochondrial transcription; translation
Cellular component (GO): mitochondrial large ribosomal subunit; ribosome
Molecular function (GO): structural constituent of ribosome
Source: RefSeq, a predicted model, not a curated record